This is a messenger RNA of Anolis sagrei ordinatus, 5382 nucleotides long. It is a transcript of the gene POLA1, whose product is annotated as DNA polymerase alpha 1, catalytic subunit. NCBI's taxonomy places the organism in Eukaryota, Metazoa, Chordata, Lepidosauria, Squamata, Anolidae. Gene Ontology annotation, molecular function: single-stranded DNA binding; chromatin binding; DNA replication origin binding. Gene Ontology annotation, cellular component: alpha DNA polymerase:primase complex. Gene Ontology annotation, biological process: DNA replication; mitotic DNA replication initiation; leading strand elongation. The record is from RefSeq and is a predicted model, not a curated record.
UAGCUUUGACAGGCUCAACCUCUUCUCGACCCCGAAGCGGAAUGGGAAGGACGGAUAUCGUCACCGCGGCUUCUGAUUGGCUGGCCGCUUGGCCGGGGCACUUGGUUCUCUUUUUCUCGCGCCACUUUUCAGGCGCUUUGGCGCGAGAGAGCUGCAAUGGAGGGCAGUGAGAGCGCGCGCAACGGGGCCGGUUGCCAUGGAGAAGCAGCUGAUUCUGCAAAUCUUGUAGCUUCACGUUCACGGCGUGAGAAGAAAUGUAAACAAGGGAGACAGGAUGCAUUGGAACGCUUGAAAAAGGCAAAGGCUGGGGAGAAAAUAAAAUAUGAGGUUGAGGAAUUCACAAGUGUUUAUGAUGAAAUUGAUGAAGAACAGUAUUCCAAGAUUGUUCAAGAACGCCAGGAGGAUGACUGGAUUGUGGAUGAUGAUGGUGUUGGUUAUGUUGAAGAUGGCAGGGAGAUUUUUGAUGAAGACUUAGAAGAUGAUGCUCUUGACUCCAACAAGAAAAGAAAAAGAGACACAGCUUCCACAAAUGAAAAGAAAAAUGUGAAGAAGUCUCUAGUAUCAAAACCAAAUACUAUUAAAUCUAUGUUUAUGGCCAAUACUGGGAAGAAAAAAGCUGAUAAAACAGUUGAUCUGUCUAAGGAUGAUUUGCUAGGAGAUAUUCUCCAAGAUCUGAAUGCAGAGUCUGUUCAUAUGGCACCACCACCCGUUCCAGUGCUAAAAAAGAAGAGGCUCUUUGGAACGCCAUUGAAUCCUUUCUCUUUGCAGUCUCAAGGUGCAACCUGUAAGAAAAUUUCUUCUGCGGUUCAGCAGGCUGUCACUCCUGAGAAGAGAGAAAUUUCUGCAGUGUACCCAUCUCAUUCUAAGCAUUCCGAUUACCCAGCUGCAUCAGAGGCAGUCAAAGAAGAGAGCACUGCCCCGGAAAAAGAAGUGGAUCAUUUGAAAAAUGGAGGUCUGCUGAAAAUUAAGCAAGAGAAUGUUACUGAAGAAGAUGAACAAGCAAUGAUGGAUUUUGAUGAUGGGGACUUUGAUGAACCUUUGGAGGAAGUCAGAACUGUGGCAGAAAAUGUGACAUCUGUGAAGGAAGAGGUGAAAUUGGAAAACAAGCAGAUGGAGCAAAAGGACUCUGAGAAAACAGGUUCACAUUUCUUAAACUCCUCCCUCCCUGAAAUUUCCUGUUGGGACAGAAUUGAUGAAGAUGAAAAUGGUCAUCUAACUUCGGAAAUUCAAGUAGACUCCAGUCAGCUCCCAUUAACAACUGGGGAAGAUGGACAGCAAGUCUUCAGGUUCUAUUGGGUGGAUGCUUAUGAAGACCAGUAUACCCAGCCAGGAGUGGUAUAUCUCUUCGGUAAAGUGUGGAUUGAGUCAGCAAAGUCCUAUGUGAGCUGUUGUGUGACAGUAAAAAAUAUUGAGAGAACUGUUUACCUACUGCCACGUGAAUCGCGAAUUAAUAUAUCUUCUGGCAAAGAGACAAAGGAUACUGUGACUAUGAUGGACGUCUAUCAAGAAUUUAAUGACCACAUUGCAGAAAAAUACAAAAUAAUGAAGUACAAGUCCAAGAAAGUGGAAAAGAAGUAUGCUUUUGAGAUACCAGAUGUUCCUGCAAAUUCUGAUUACUUAGAAGUUAGAUACUCGGCUGAAUUUCCUCGGCUUCCUCAAGACUUGAAAGGGGAAACAUUUUCCCAUGUAUUUGGAACAAACACUUCCAGUCUCGAACUGUUAUUAAUGAACAGGAAGAUUAAAGGACCAGGCUGGCUGGAAAUAAAAAACCCACAACUCUUGACUCAGCCUGUCAGUUGGUGUAAAGUAGAAUUAGUUGCACUGAAGCCUGAUUUUGUGACUGUGGUCAAAGACCUUUCCCUGCCUCCCCUUGUGGUCAUGUCUCUGAGCAUGAAGACCGUCCAGAACACAAAGACUCAUCAGAAUGAGAUAAUGGCGAUUACAGCUUUAGUACAUCACAAAUUUUGUCUUGACAAAGCACCACCUGUGCCUCCCUUUCAGACCCAUUUCAGUGUUAUUUCCAAACCAAAUGAUUGCAUUUUCCCAUAUAACUUCAAGGAAACAGCUAGGAAUAAGAAUGCCAAAAUAGAGAUUGCCACAACAGAAAGGACGCUGCUGGGUUUUUUCUUGGCAAAGGUUCAUAAAAUUGAUCCAGAUGUUAUUGUGGGACACAAUAUUUAUGGCUUUGAUUUGGAACUACUUCUCCAAAGAAUAAAUUUCUGCAAAGUCCCACAUUGGUCUAAGAUUGGUCGACUGAGGAGAUCAAAUAUGCCAAAACUCGGGGGUCGGAGUGGAUUUGCUGAAAAGAAUGCAACUUGUGGUAGAAUGAUCUGUGAUGUAGAAAUUUCAGCUAAGGAACUGAUUCGUUGCAAAAGUUACCAUUUGACUGAACUUGUCAAACAGAUUCUGAAAGUGGAAAGAGUAACAAUCCCACCUGAAGAGAUACGAAAUAUGUACAGUGACUCCCGUCAGUUACUUUACAUGGUGGAAAAUACCUGGAUUGAUGCCCAUUACAUCUUACAAAUAAUGUGUGAGCUGAAUGUUCUUCCACUAGCACUACAGAUUACAAAUAUUGCUGGCAAUGUUAUGUCAAGGACAUUGAUGGGUGGGAGAGCCGAACGUAAUGAGUACUUACUCCUUCAUGCAUUUUAUGACAAGGAGUUUAUUGUGCCUGAUAAACAACUGUUUAAAAAGACUCAGCAGAAGCAGCUGGAAGAAGAUGAAGAUUUUGAAGGAGAUCAGAAUAAAUCCAAGAUAGGGCGAAAAAAGGCAGCAUAUUCUGGAGGUUUAGUUUUGGACCCCAAAGUUGGUUUUUAUGACAAGUUUAUUUUGCUUUUAGACUUCAAUAGCUUGUACCCUUCAAUUAUUCAGGAGUUCAAUAUCUGCUUCACAACAGUUGACAGAGUGUCUCCCAGUCAGGAAAAAAAGACAGAGGAUGGUGGAGGAGAAGAAGAAAUUCCUGAAUUACCAGAUUCAACUCUAGACAUGGGAAUUUUGCCAAAAGAGAUCAGAAAGCUAGUUGAGCGAAGGCGUCAGGUGAAGCAGCUGAUGAAACAACCAGAUUUAAAUUCUGACCUCUACUUACAGUAUGAUAUUAGGCAGAAGGCAUUGAAGCUUACAGCUAAUAGCAUGUAUGGAUGCCUAGGGUUUUCCUAUAGCAGAUUCUAUGCAAAGCCCCUUGCUGCUCUGGUGACUUUCAAAGGCAGAGAGAUUUUGAUGCAUACCAAGGAGAUGGUAGAGAAGAUGAAUCUGGAAGUCAUUUAUGGUGAUACAGACUCUAUUAUGAUCAAUACAAACCUUGUUAAUCUGGAAGAAGUCUUUAAACUGGGAAACAAGAUAAAAAGUGAAGUGAACAAGCUGUACAAGUUAUUGGAGAUCGAUAUUGAUGGGAUCUUUAAGUCCCUUUUACUACUAAAAAAGAAGAAAUACGCUGCUCUGGUUGUGGAACCAACAGGAGAUGGAAAAUACAUUACCAAGCAAGAACUUAAAGGACUGGAUAUAGUCCGAAGAGACUGGUGUGAUCUUGCAAAAGAGACUGGAAAUUAUAUAAUUAGCCAAAUACUUUCCGACCAAUCCCGAGAUGUAAUUGUCGAAAAUAUACAGAGGAGGUUAAUACAGAUUGGAGAAAACGUAGUAAAUGGGAGCACUCCAAUAAAACAAUUCGAAAUCAACAAGGCAUUAACAAAGGAUCCUCAAGAUUAUCCAGACAAAAAGAGUCUUCCUCAUGUGCAUGUUGCUCUGUGGAUCAACUCUCAGGAGGGCAGAAAACUGAAAGCUGGAGAUACUGUAUCAUAUGUUAUCUGCCAGGAUGGAUCAAAUCUAAGUGCCAGCCAGAGAGCAUAUGCUCCAGAACAAUUGAAAAAGCAAGAAAAUCUUGCUAUUGAUACUCAGUACUACCUGUCACAACAGGUUCAUCCAGUAGUGGCUCGUAUUUGUGAACCCAUAGAUGGAAUUGAUUCUGUCCUUAUUGCGGCAUGGCUUGGGCUGGAUCCUUCACAGUUCAAAGUAUAUCACCAUUAUCAUAAAGAUGAGGAGAACGAUGAUUUGCUUGGUGGCCCUGUUCAGCUCACUGAUGAAGAGAAAUAUAAAGACUGUGAAAGAUUCAAGUUUGCCUGCCCGAAAUGUGGAACAGAGAACCUUUAUAGCAGUGUCUUUAAUGGUUCGGAUCUGAUGAUUGAAGCCAGCUUGCUCCACUGUACCAAAAAAGAAUGCAAUGAAUCACCUUCAAAUUACUUGAUGCAAAUUAACAACAAACUAAUUUUGGAUAUAAGACGUUAUAUUAAAAAGUAUUACACCAGCUGGCUAAGGUGUGAAGAACAGACAUGCCAAUAUCGCACACGUCGUCUCCCCCUACGUUUUUCCCGGAAUGGUCCUUUAUGUCCUGUCUGUAGGAAGGCAGCUGUUAAACGAGAGUAUUCUGACAAGGCCCUAUUUACCCAGCUGUGCUUCUACCGGUACAUUUUUGAUGUGGACUAUGCAAAGCAAAAGCUUACUAAUCAGGAGAAAGAUCGAUUGAAUUGCCAGGGAUUCUUCGCUGAAAAGAACAAGGAAAUGUACAAAAAGCUGAAGAACACUGUAGACCACUGGUUGACCAUGAGCAGCUACUCUGAAGUGAACCUCGGCAAACUGUUUCAGACAUUUAAUAUAGUAAAAUCUGUGGGAAAUCCCAGUACAUAAAUACUGCAUUUAGAUAAUAGGACAAGAGGGCUUUUUCUGGACUCUUUUCUAGACAAAAAUCUUUUUUUUUUCUGAUUUUCCAUUUAUACUUGAGCACAAGUGCUGUUGUCUGUCACUUAAAAAGACUGAAAUGAAAUCUGACUUUAUUCAGUAGUAAAUAUGAAAAGAAAAGCUAUCUGAAAGUGAGUAGCUAUACUGGGCACCUGUACCACUUAUGUUCAAUAAAUAUCUGUUUGUUGUAUAUCUAGCCCUAGAAGGGAAGAAAGGGGUGGAGAAAUGGCUCCUUUAAUUGAAUAAUUCCCAGUGAGAGUUGCUGGAAUGUAAGUGAUCCUAGACUUUGCUCCGGGGUAUUUAGUAGAGGUGCUCUCAGGAAAAGAGGUUAGUGGAGGUCUCUGUAGGAGCACUAAUGUUUUCCCUUUUUCUGCUUAUCUAGUUUGUGAUCAUACACACAGCCAUUCAAAACAAUGCUAAACCUAAAGGCUUCCUAUUAAUACUUGAUUCAUUUACUUGUGAAACUAUUUUGGGAGAUGGUGUUUUGUUUUUGUUUUUCCCAGGCGGUGUUUGUUCAAAUAAAAUGCAGAGUAACCGCGUGGAAAUUAAUGCUAAAGCACCAAUUGACUUCUGAAGAGGGCAGAAAGGCAGCACUGGUUUGUGGCAGAUUCUCCCUGCCACAUAUAUGUACACUUUGGUUCUUUGGCAACAAAA